Molecule: messenger RNA, 1854 nt
Organism: Brettanomyces bruxellensis
Lineage: Eukaryota; Fungi; Ascomycota; Pichiomycetes; Pichiales; Pichiaceae
Exons: 1
Coding region: 1-1854 (617 amino acids)
Source: RefSeq, a predicted model, not a curated record
AUGUUUAACGCACUCACAAAGCUGUCCAGAUGCGGACGUAUAACCAGCAUCUAUGCGAAGAGACUUGCCAAACCUGGAAUGGGAAGACGGCACAUUUCCCAAGUUGGAUAUGUCCAGGGUCCAUUCAAAGGCACACUUCAGGUUGCAGAUGAGAGUGACACAGUUGAAAAGAUGAGCACUGUGCUUCACAAGCUCAAGGAGAUAAACAAAAACUCGGAUUUGGACAUGCCGUUUAUUCCAAAGAGCAGGAAAACAAAGGUCAGAGAAUCAUUCGGUAGAUAUCAGGGAACUGAUAUACAGAGUCCAGAGAUGGAGAAUGCUGAAACGAUGCGUAUUAUGGAGAAGAUCGUGAACACGUUUAUUGAUUAUGCGAACAGCCCAGAGAACGAUUUUUCAAACCAACCAGACUUUGUGGAUGACUUUUUUUUCAAGUCAAGAGCUCCACCAUCGACACUUGGAAGGGAGAUGUUUGAAAUUCCAAUUUCUCCGGAAGUUGGAGAUGUUAAUGAGGAGGCCAUCUCGAGGAUAGAGGCAUACAUUAACAUGAUUUGCCGCGGUACUGCACAUGGAAACGCAAGUCAUGAAAUUGUGAAGAGGGUCGAGUCGUAUUUGGCCAGAGAUGACAUAGCAAAGCAAAUAUCGAGGGAGACAUUGAAUACUUACCUUUUGCACUUGCGCCGUGAGGGAGACUUUGUCAGUAUCAGGCAUUUCAUCAACACAGUUGGGAAAAACACGGUUUUGGCAAAAGACAUCUUGCCCUACAACUACUUUUUCUUCACGUUGAGCACGAACCGCCGCGUCAAGAGGCUCUCAACUGUGGAGAUGACGCUUGAUGCGACUUUGUCGUUUAUCUCGAAGCAUAUUCCGGUGAAAUUUUCCACCUGGCAGUGCAUUUAUCAACUUGUUGGCUAUGCACCAGGCCGCAAGUUGUUGGAUGUGAUGUUGGAGAACAAGUUCCCACUGCAAAAGAUGUUCUACAAGAUUAUGGGCAACAACAAGUACCUAUACGAGACAUGUGACGACUUUUUGGACUUCAUCGAUGAGAACAAAGAUGUGUUUGGGGAACUUAACCAUGAUCAAUACAUGCAGACCUACACAUUUUAUGGUGAGAUGGACCAGGCAGAAAGGCUAUUCAAGGAAUGUGUCAGGGACAGAUCGUUUGACAUAUCACAGCUCAAGACUCUCGUCAACAGGUUUUGCUACGAAAACGAGAUUCACAAUGCGAUAGCCAUCAUCCAGCUUUCCAGUUGGUUGAACCUUGAUUUGAGCCAGGGAAUUAGAAAGGAGCUUUACAAGAAGAUGCUAUUGAGCUAUGUGAAAAACUGCAACUACGAUUCUCGAACCAAGAGUGAGAAGGAGUUCCUAGUGCUAUUUUUCAGGUAUUUAUUGCAAAGAUCUCACAAGAACAACUCUGUUCGUGCGAUCAUCAACGAGUACACCAGUCCUAAAUUUUGGUAUGCAGUUUCAAGAUAUGCUGCCAACAACGAUAAUCAGAUGGAGAUUGACAAGACAUUUGCAAGGGAGAUCAAUUAUACGUUAAAAUGGACAGAGGACGGCAUUUCGUUUAGAUUAGAGAACAACAAAGAACCUUUUCAGAAGUUGGUCAGGACUUUUAUUUAUCCUGAAUUGGCCAAGGCAAGCAAUAGUGGGGAGGAAUCCAAAGGAGAAGAAAUAGAUGCUAAGGAUGACACUAAAGGAGAAGAAACAGAUGCUAAGGAUGACACUAAAGGAGAAGAAAUAGAUGCUAAGGAUGGUACUAAAGAAGAAGUGAAGGAUGAUACUAAAGAAGAAGUGAAGAAUGAUACUAAAGAAGAAGUGAAGGAUGAUACUAAAGAAGAAGUGAAGGAUGCUUAA